AUGGGUUCCAUCGCUCCAAUGACAGCGGACCAGAUUGCCCUAAUCAAAGCAACUGUACCCGUGCUGGUCGAGCACGGAAACACCAUCACAACUGUUUUUUAUCGCAACAUGCUCGAAGCCCAUCCCGAAUUGAACACCGUCUUCAACACCUCCAACCAAGUCAACGGCCACCAGCCCCGUGCCCUGGCCGGCGCACUCUACGCCUACGCCUCGCAUAUCGAUGAUUUGAGCGCUCUCAGCGCCGCAGUCGAGCUAAUCUGCAACAAGCAUGCCUCACUCUACAUCAAGCCCGAAGACUACAAUAUCGUCGGCAAGUACCUCCUCGAAGCAAUGGGCGAGGUCCUUGGAGCAGCCUUAACCCCAGAAAUCCACGACGCAUGGGGUGCCGCCUACUGGCAGCUCGCAGAUAUCAUGAUAGGCCGCGAGAAGCAGCUCUACGAACAAAGCGAGGGCUGGACCGACUGGCGCGACUUCAAAAUCGUCGACAAGGUCAAGGAAUCCGACGAGAUCACUUCUUUCUAUCUUGCUCCUGUCGAUGGCAAGCCUUUGCCAGCUUUCCAGCCUGGCCAGUAUAUCUCUGUUCAGACAUAUGUACCGGCUCUCAAGUACAGUCAGGCUCGUCAGUACUCUCUCAGUGACAAACCCCGAUCGGAGUACUACCGUAUCAGUGUGAAGAAGGAGACUUUUGUCAACUCGGCUGAUCCUGCUGCGGUCACUCAACCCGGUCAUAUCUCGAAUGUUCUGCACGAUACCCUCAACAAGGGAGAUACACUCCAAGUUUCGCACCCCUAUGGCGAUUUCUUCCUUUCCGCUACCGAGACUGACACCGCUCAUCCGGUUGUCUUGAUCUCCGCUGGUGUGGGUCUUACUCCCUUGACUUCGAUUUUGAACACCUUGACAUCCAAUUGCCCCUCAAAUCGCAAGCUUCACUUUGUGCACGGAGCGCGGAAAUCAGGUGCGCGUGCUUUUAGUGAGCACAUUGCUUCUCUCAUGAAGGAGUAUCCUAACUUGAACGCUACUUUCUUCACAAGUCAUCCCUCCGCGGAGGACAAGGAGGGUGUGGAUUAUCACCAUGCUGGUCGGGUGAACCUUCAGAAGAUUGACAAGAAGGACUUGUUCCUUGAUGAUGCUAAGGCCCAGUAUUUUAUCUGUGGACCUGAGAAGUUCAUGACGGAUAUGGAGUCGCAUCUCAAGGGCCAGGGCGUCAGCACUGACCGGAUUAAGAUGGAGUUGUUUGGCACUGGUGGUGUGCCUCAUUAA
Penicillium antarcticum is the source of this 1260-nucleotide messenger RNA. RefSeq names its product flavohemoprotein (gene fhpA). The transcript has a single exon. Gene Ontology annotation, cellular component: intracellular anatomical structure. The record is from RefSeq and is a predicted model, not a curated record. Gene Ontology annotation, molecular function: oxygen binding; nitric oxide dioxygenase [NAD(P)H] activity; FAD binding. Bases 1 to 1260 code for a protein of 419 amino acids. Lineage: Eukaryota; Fungi; Ascomycota; Eurotiomycetes; Eurotiales; Aspergillaceae. Gene Ontology annotation, biological process: nitric oxide catabolic process; cellular response to nitrosative stress.